AUGUUAUCUUCACCAUUAGGGUUUAAUGUCCAAAGAAAUGUAAAGAUAAAAUUAAUUUACCAGGUUAUUGGUAUCUUGGUUGGAGUAUGCUUCAAUGUAUUUUAUAUCACAGUGCGAGAUGUAGAGACUGCAGUUUGUUGUUCGUUUUCAAUUUUGUUUGGGUCUGUUGGACUAUAUGUCGACAUACAGUUACUCAGAGGACACUGGAGAGUAUGGCCAUGUAUCCUUCGCCGGUACAUGUGGCUGGGUAUAGUUGGGUCAAUUCUCUCUUUGGCGGUGCUUCUGGGGAAUUUAUGCAAUGAAAUGAAAAACCGUCAAAUUUCAUCUUUCCGGUCGGAUUUGUGGUCGUUGUCGUCCUUACACUGGUCUGUUAUCCUAGCAUGGACAUCUAGGAAGUACCAUGUUCUGCUAACAGAUGUUUAUACACUAUCAAAAGGUCAUAGUUAG
Molecule: messenger RNA, 447 nt
Organism: Schistosoma mattheei
Lineage: Eukaryota; Metazoa; Platyhelminthes; Trematoda; Strigeidida; Schistosomatidae
Source: the annotation of a GenBank genome assembly